Messenger RNA from Acanthopagrus latus (yellowfin seabream), 1025 nucleotides. Its product is annotated as neuferricin. NCBI's taxonomy places the organism in Eukaryota, Metazoa, Chordata, Actinopteri, Spariformes, Sparidae. The record is from RefSeq and is a predicted model, not a curated record. The transcript has 4 exons. The coding region runs from base 148 to 903 and encodes 251 amino acids. Gene Ontology annotation, cellular component: membrane; endomembrane system.
GCGCGGUGGCGUUCCCGUUCACGGAAGCACCUGCGCUGUUGUCAUGGAUGGAACGUUCGCAUCCGUGCUUAUUGUCCCCGUGUUUCAGUCAGAAAUAACGUGCCUUCGCGUAAAUCGUUUACAUGUUCAAACGCUUCAGGUGGCAGAAUGCUGAGCUAUGUAUUCGUCGCGUUUUUAUCAGUGGCUGCGUUGUUUCUCCUUCCUCCCGAGUGGUCCUUUAAAUUUGGAACUGCGCCGGCCCCGGGGCCCCCUGCUCGGCUCCUGAGCACCCGGGAACUGUCACAGUACGACGGGGAAGAAGGCAGCAAGGGCCUGUACCUGGCUAUCCUGGGGCAGGUUUUUGAUGUACACAAAGGACACAAGCACUAUGGACCUGGCGGUGCUUAUCACUUUAUGGCAGGCAAAGAUGCCUCUCUGGCCUUCAUCACAGGGGACUUCACUGAAGGCGGCCUGUCGGAUGAUGUGUCCAGUCUGUCCCCACUGCAGAUGAUGGCCCUCUAUGACUGGCUGGCUUUUUAUCAGAGGGACUAUCCAUCUGUAGGUCUGUUAAUAGGCCGGUUCUACAGCGAGACUGGGCAGCCCACACAGGCCCUGCUGCAGGCGGAAGCAGCACUAGCAGAGGGCCAACAAAUCAAGGCCCAAACUGAGGCUGAGACGUUACGCUUCCCAGCCUGCAACUCACAGUGGAGUGCUGAUAGGGGAGGAAGAGUCUGGUGCUCCACUAAGAGUGGUGGAGUGGAAAGAAGCUGGACGGGUGUCCCACGGAAGCUCUUCUCUCCAGGCUCCAGUGGCGUUCGCUGUGUCUGUGUCGAAGAUCCAUCUGCGGCAGAGGAAGACCCCAACCUGCUGAAGUAUGAUGGCUGCCCUCCAAAUGCUGACUCAUGCUUUGUUGGAGAGUUCUAGUCUGAAAUGGACCUAUUCAUGGCUUACUUUUUUUUUUACAGCACAAAACUCAGGAAAACACAGACACUUUAGCUGGUGAAUCACAGCGGUCAACUUAUGCAUAAAUAAAAAAGGAAGAAUAA